Molecule: messenger RNA, 1676 nt
Organism: Chara braunii
Lineage: Eukaryota; Viridiplantae; Streptophyta; Charophyceae; Charales; Characeae
Source: the annotation of a GenBank genome assembly
UUUUGCAAUAAAAGGCGGGAGGAUGAAAGGACCAGACUUAUCUACUCAAAUAUGGAUGGGGAUAUAUACGAUCAGUUCAGGGAGGAUAUUGAUAGGAAGGUCCCAGGUGGAGUAAAAGCGGAAGCCCAAAGAAGGGUAGUUGCACGACAAGUGUCGCCUGCCACUUUCAGAUUAUGGCAGGAGAAGGAUGACCCGUCGAUAGGAGUAGAAGAAGAGGAAGGCGAUGAGGAGGUGACUCAAAGACUACAAGCGGGGGUCAUAAAGGAAGAGCCUAUAGUCAUAGAGUCAGACGAUGAGAGUGAGGGUGAAAAGGUUGAGCCAGUGUCUAUCCUUUUGGGAAAGAUGGAAGAUUUGUGGGAUAAAAUGGCGCGAUACCGGCAAAAAUUGACGGAUAUAUGUGAAGAGGUAGAGAGCUGGAAAGUUGGUAUCCCUAAGGUCUUCCUUUAUGAUUCAGGAACCCUAAAUCCGGCGGAAGGGGAACGUGUUGUGCCAGAAAGUCAGGAUGACGAGUUAGAAGAAGGGGAAAUCAAAGAGGCUUUCCGCGAAGAGGAGUGUGAUGGAAUCUACCUGGAACUGGGGUUUCUGCUAUCAUGUGAGAUAAAAAUCAGGGAUGCAAGCGAAAGGGUCCAGAGGAUGAGGCACCUCUAUCUGGUGAAAGAUUGUCAUUUCUUUGUAAAGAGGCACGUAGGGAACCCAAGAAGGGUCAUACGUGGAAGGAAUCGCAAGAUAGACGUGAUAGUUGCGCUCCACGAUGGCAUUGUAGGAGGACAUCGAGGGGUAAAUGCCACGUAUACUAAGAUAAGCGAGCUAUACUAUUGGGAUGGAAUGAUGAAGAUGGUAUCCAAGUCUGACUUUGCGAAGACAGCCAUGCCAAGAGGAGGGAGGGAGAUGCGGCCAUCGAGGAGACCAUCAGGGGCAUCAGGGGGACAUGAGCGGCAUGGAUCUUACCAGAGGGAGCAUACGCCAGAGUACGACGACGGGGACAUAGAGCUCUUUUUGGGCGAUUUUUGGAGUUAUGCGAGUCGCAGAAGAUGGACUGUAACCCGUAUGAUUAAGAGGUUGAGGGGAAGAGGACGCUUCGCAGAGCCCAUUGCGUGGAUCCGUGAGGAGGUGAGGACUUGGCAAGAGGUGGAACAGGCAAUGAAGAGGCUGAGACCUUCGCCGGUAGGAGCAGACGGGAAGCCGAUCCAUCUCCAGAUUGGGAAUGUGGAGGAGUUUAUCCUGGCCUUCGAGCAAUUUAUGCACAAGCAGGGUAUCUUGAGGGACCAAUGGAUGCAAACGCUGCCACUGUGGACAAGAGGAGCAAAGAGACCAUUGGCUCGAGAGAUCCGAGAUAGGGCUCGUGACUGGGAAGGUUGCAGGGCGCUAUUGAGGGAGGCCUUUCGAAGGCCCGAGCCAGUGCAACCUCAACCCAGGGUCGAGAGGCAGCAAAGGAGUAAGAGACAAAGGGAACCUGACCCUAGGGAGGCCGCCCCUAGUCGAAGAGGACGAAAGUCGCUGGCACGGCGAGACGAGGAACCCAACCCACCUGCGGAGGAGCGAGGCAUGUAUCCGGAGUGUGGAUUGGGCCCAGUGGCUUUUCAGCCUUUCACUGAAUGAAGGCUACAGGAGCCCCCACAACAAGUGUAAGAAGAGGUUGCACCGGCAGGGGGUUCUCUACAGAGCCUUGAAGCGCA